GUCUCGAAAGCGGAGCAAUGCAUUAAUCCAAUUUCUCCAAUUGUUGCCGUUGUCGGUGUGAACUCUGGAACAGUUCAGCUGCUAAUAAGUUUCACCACUCACUCAAAAUCCCUAUAACAAAAUUAUUUAUUCUGCAUUACGUUUUAGCACAUAUUGGAUAAGGGUUUUAUGUCUUUCUCCCUCUAGAAUCUCAAUUUCAUGUGCACUUGUUACCCCAAUCAGCUUUAGGGUUCCUGUUAGGGUUUGAGUUUAAAGAUACGAAGAUGUACGCUGAUCGAGUGGAGGCUGCAGCUAAGAGGUCAGUUAAGGACCGUCUAAACGGCAAUUCCAUCCUUGACGACUCUACUCGCAGGCGAUCAAUCACUGGCAAAAGGUUGAGGCAAGAUGACAAGUGGGAACAUGAUCUUUAUGACAAUGAUGAACGUCAAAUUUCAAAUCGCAUAGUUGGUGUCCGAGAUCUUCGUUUAAAGCUCCAAAAGAAAAGUGUACAACAAGUAUCUCAAGGUGGAAAGAGUACUUUUUCAGGUGUGCGAGAUCUUCGUGAAAAGUUAUCUGGGACAAUGAAUUCGCAACCACUGAACUCUGAUCCGCCAAAACCAUAUUUGCUGGCUGCUAAACCGUCCCGAAAGAGUGUUGCUGUUGAAGCUCCCGAGACAGACACCAAAAGAGUUGCUGAUCCAACUCUGAGAAAGAAAGUUCAGCAGAAGGCUGAGACAUCGGUUGAUGGAUUUUUGCGGUCAUUGGGUCUUGAGAAGUAUUCCAUUACUUUUCAAGCCGAGGAAGUUGAUAUGACGGCUCUUGUACACAUGUCUGAUGAGGACCUCAAGGCUAUAGGAAUACCAAUGGGUCCAAGAAAGAAGAUACUGUUGGCACUGGAAUCUAGAGGCUGACAUUUUGGAAUGUAGCUGGUUCUUAAUGUUUGCGUAGAUCUCAAAGUCUGAAACAUGUUUUAUUGGUCUUCAAAUUUGUAUACUUCGUGUUUUGGUUGAUAUGAGACUGCGCAUAACAUUUUCUCCUUUUAUUUAUUUAUUAUAUUUUCCUCUAUUUAUCAGUUGUAUGCUAAAAGUAGCUUUGACAAGAUUGUCAUCUAUAUGAAACUAAAGUGGAAUUGAUAGUUUGGGAAUUAGUAGAAACUUUUAAUUGAUGAA
Messenger RNA from Pistacia vera, 1148 nucleotides. Its product is annotated as ankyrin repeat and SAM domain-containing protein 6. Gene Ontology annotation, molecular function: protein binding. The transcript has 6 exons. The record is from RefSeq and is a predicted model, not a curated record. Lineage: Eukaryota; Viridiplantae; Streptophyta; Magnoliopsida; Sapindales; Anacardiaceae. The coding region runs from base 264 to 890 and encodes 208 amino acids.